Messenger RNA from Biomphalaria glabrata, 4356 nucleotides. Its product is annotated as ATM interactor-like. Gene Ontology annotation, molecular function: transcription cis-regulatory region binding; DNA-binding transcription factor activity, RNA polymerase II-specific. NCBI's taxonomy places the organism in Eukaryota, Metazoa, Mollusca, Gastropoda, Planorbidae. The coding region runs from base 174 to 2627 and encodes 817 amino acids. Gene Ontology annotation, cellular component: nucleus. The transcript is spliced from 5 exons. The record is from RefSeq and is a predicted model, not a curated record. Gene Ontology annotation, biological process: regulation of transcription by RNA polymerase II.
AUGAGCUCUUUUGUGUCAAGGUAUAGUCUCGGAAAAUAACAAAAUGAUUGAAAAUGUCUUAAGACCAAGUUUUCUAGAUUAGAUGAUAUUAUUAAUAUUAAUGAAAAGGAUAUAGAUCUAGUCUAGUAAAAUCUAGCUAGAUCUAGUUCUACUCCCAAGCGAGAGUAGAAAACAUGGAUCAUAUAACGGAAAGUGAUGUCAGAAUUGUCAAAGUCGUACCUAAUCCAAGUGAGCUUCAAAUAUCCAACAGACAAAAUCAAGGUUCUAUCAAAUGUUCAGAGUAUGGCUGUUCCUAUGUUGCCCAAAGCCCCUCAUUACUAGGCUGGCAUAAAACAAAAAUUCAUAAAACAAGAACUGCCCAUGAAAAAAACACAGAGUACCAAUACCAUUGCCCUGUGCCUGAAUGUGUUUUUAAUUCACAGUCUUUCAGAUAUUUUAAAAGUCUGGACAUUGUUAGGACGCAUUACAUGAAGCUGCAUUCGCCUAAACAGUUUCAGUGUCUCCAGUGCAGCAAAACAUUUGGCUUGGAGAGGGACUUCCAGCGGCAUACCAAAGAGUGUGGACAAACAUUUACCUGCAUAGAUUGUGGUAAAAACUACUACAACAAAGCUGCACUAAUUAAGCAUUGUGACUACAACAGACAUAAAAGACCAAAUUUCAAUGUUGGGGAUAAAGUUGCAAAGGAAAAGUGUCUUCCAAAGAAAGUGAAUAAGUUGAAGUUGUCUCCCUCUUAUCAAAAGUCUCCAGCAUUUAUUUUACCUAAGCCACUCCCCGUUGUUUUAACAAUACCAGCCCUGAACCACUGCAGUUUAGAAAUACAAACAGAAAGUAUAGCUGCACAGUUCUAUGUCAGUAAAAUGUCUUCCCAGCAUUCAGUCUCUCAGUCAGUUCAAACCAACUCUAUCAGUACCAGCACCAAGACAGCGGGCAUACAGACCAAUGCUCAAACUAGAACAUUGUCUAUUGCUUUGCAAACCAUGGGGACGAAACCAGCAGAAAAUGUCUGUGCAGUCCAGACUCAAACUGGAGACUCCAUUCUUCAGGGUGCUAUGAUGGUGGCAAGCAUUCCUGUUUUGAAGCUUAGUAAAUCCACUCAGAAGUCAGGCUCUAAGAGAACAAGAGAAAGAAAACCAAAAAAUAAACCCAGACAGUCACAGGGUACGAUUGCCAACUUUGACAGUGCAUCUUCAAAAGUUACCAAAGCAAGAGAGAAGAAGAGUGAACUAGAAGAUUAUGUGGGCUCGAUGGCCACUCAAACAAACCUGAGCUGCAUCCCACAAGAUUUAUUAAGUCAGUUUACUGAUUGCCACACGCAAACUAACACUUAUAGUUAUCUCAUUUCUCAGCGCCAGGUCAAUAGGCCUACUGACCAAGUGACCCAGACUAAAAUGUAUGACUCCAGCAUGGACCAGGUUACUCAAACAGCUAACAACAUCAGCUUCUUGGAAAAAAAUGGUGUUGGGCAUGUUCCAUUUCAAGACAUUCAGACCCAGACUGUGCAAGAGCUAUCUGACAUGGAAGAAAGCUGCCGAGAAUCUGUACUAACUCCAGACCAAUUACUAAUGAGUCUGUUGGAGGAAUCAAGUCAAAACACUUUGCCGUCUCCAGAUUGUAUACAGAAUAAUGAAACACAUCGAUCUGUCUCAAUCAUUGAGCCAGAGUUAACGACAGCCCACAUUAAUGAGAAUUCUCAGCCUAUUACUUCAGACGAUAACCUUGAAGUGUUGAGUCCUUAUGACCAGACUAAUCUAUUGUCACAGCUGCUUAACAGUGUACAGUGGGAAUCCUCAGCUGCAUUAUCUAGCAGUUGCUAUGCCAACAAUGCUGUCUCCAUGGAGACUCAGACCUUUGAAAGCCUGGCCAUGGAUUCAAUGACUCAGACAAUUGAAGAUCUGGCCUGGGACAUAGGCACUCAGACAGUAGAGGAUAUUGUGUCUGACACUAUGACCCAAACUGGAGAUGACCUGUUAGAAUAUCUUACCAGUGAUACCCAGACUCAGACUUUGGAUGAGUUCUUUGAUCAGUUGACAUAUCCAUCUGAUAUCUGUAACAGUGUAACAAAAUCACUAAAUACUUCACUGAGUAGUAUAUUUGAGAACCAAGACAGCUCUCCAAAAAACAACCCAGAUAUCACGCUAGGGGACAAUGUGGGCACACAAACAAUCUGGGACACCCAGCCCAUAGAACUACAUGAUAUUUGUGUUGAACCCUGGAGAAGUCCAUCUAGUUGUGCUGAAGACGAUACCCUAACCCUGAGCCCACAAUUAGAUUGCAUGCUAGGCUCUAGUCCUCAAGCCUUUCUUAAAGAAACUGAACAUUCAGAAACACAAACUCUAUUUGAUCCAUUUUUUACUUUGCAUGAAAGUCUGGCAAAUCAUCGAAGAAACUUUGAAUCGUCACAUACUCAAACAAACUUUGACAUUGACCCUGUCUUACCUUCAAUAGCUCUUGAUCUAGACGCUUUGCAAUGCUCCCCACAAAAUGUCAGAAUGGAAACGUCAGAAACUCAGACUGCUUUUGAUCUGGAUUUGUCAAUAACAAGAGAAUGUCAGACCCCUUGGGAUGAUUUUAUAACAACAGAGUCCUCUGAAACACAGACUCUAGAGACAGAUUUGACAUUUCUCUGAAAUUUGAGAAUAUUUAUUUAUUUUUUUUUUACUGAAUCUCAGAACAAAAAUAGACCAACGUAUAGAUCUGAAAUAUUUUGUACAAUUUUUGCAGUACCUGUGUAUAUUAUUUUACAUUGACCAGUAUGGUGCAGUAUUUGUGAAUAUAAUGCUCUUAAUUUUAAAGAUGGAUAUUUUACUGUUGUUUUUUAGUGCUUGUAUUCCUUUUCCCUCCUAUGUUAUAACUUUUGUUUUAGCACAACAGUUAUUAUUAUAUACUGGUAUUAGGCAUGAGCACUGUUACAUUUUCAUUCUAUUAGUUUCAUUGACUUAUAUAAAGAUGUAUGGUAUUAAAGUCUGCAAUCUGAGCAUUAAAAAUAUAAAUAAACUUCACAAAAUCCUAAAUGCUGCUGGUAUAGUAAUGGGCAAAAAAACAAACCCCGUUUGGGCAGUUGUUUGAGACAAACAUCCUUAAAAAAGCUAAAAAGAAAAAUCCCCCUUUGGGCUAGGAUUUUGUGAUUUUACCAUCACAAAAAAGACACAAGACACCGAUAGCAAAGACAAAGAGACACAAAAACUCUUCUGUUCCCCUGGCAAUCAAAUUAUUAAAUAGAAACAAUCUGAUAUAACCUUUUCAAAUGUAAAUUAUGAGUGAGUCUGGUGUGAAUGUACAUUUUGUUUUUUUAUAGUUAUAAUGUUUUGUUUGGUGUAAUGCACAAAUUGUAAGACAAAUUUCCUUACGGACAAUAAAGAUUAUUAUUAUUAUAGUUCCUUUUUCAGAGAAGGAAAUUUAGGUUAGAUAUUAACAUCUUUGUAAAAAAGUCUCUACCUGUUUUUAUGAUUUGAUCAAAUACUUUGGAAUUUGUCAAUAUUUCCCCUAAGCUAAUUAUGUAGUCAACUGAUUUGCUUUAUUUAGUGAUACAGGGAAAACAUGACAAGCAUAGAGCCCAGAUUCUUUCUGUGUAAUAACACAUUGUAUUAAAAUUUCAGAAAGAUCAUUUCAUUAAUUAAUUAAUUUAAAAAUUGUAUUUAAUCAUGGGCCACAGAAACAGAUGAUCUUGACAUCAUCUGUUCUAUAUAUUGCAAGGUCUGAAAGGUGUUUACUUUUUUUUUUAUUAUUAUUAUUUGUAUCCCUUAAGCCCAGUGUUCCAUCUAUGGGAUUCUGGGGAACUAACAGUCAUAUUGUAUUUUUCUUAUUUAUAUAUAUUAUUUAUUAUCAGUAUCUGGUACAAUCCUUUUAGGUAACAGAUGUAGUACAUAAAGACUUUUAAAAGAAACAGUGAAAAAGCAAGAAAUAAUUGCUACCACUUAUUUUUUGUUGUUGUGAUAUUUAUCAUAUAUAUAUUACCGGUACUGUUGUAAGUUGUACAUUUUACAAUGUAAUAUGUAAGACAAACUGUGGUAUGAACAUGUUUGUGUACUUAAACAGUGUAUUUUUAUGUGUAAUACACAAUUGUAAAACCAAUUCCCUCAUCGAUAUUAAAGAUUUUUUAUUUUUAUUUUGAUGAAAUUAUGUAAAAAUAAAAAAUGAAUGUUUUGUUUACUAUACUAUUUGAACAUGAAGUAGAAAUAGAAUUUUCUUAAAUUAUUUCUAGUUAUUUGAUCCCACAACACUCCUAAGAAUGUUUGAUCUGCUAAAUAAUCAUAAAUUAGAGAAAUAUUAAUGAUCAGGAUGUCAUUUUAAUGGUGCCAAGUUUGUCCUGAAAGAGGGUUAGAAUGUAAUAAUCUUCAAUACCGAAGGAACAUCCAA